This is a messenger RNA of Perkinsus marinus ATCC 50983, 837 nucleotides long. RefSeq names its product oxidoreductase, putative. The coding region runs from base 1 to 837 and encodes 278 amino acids. Gene Ontology annotation, molecular function: oxidoreductase activity. The record is from RefSeq and is a predicted model, not a curated record. The transcript is spliced from 7 exons. NCBI's taxonomy places the organism in Eukaryota, Perkinsozoa, Perkinsida, Perkinsidae.
AUGGUUCCUCAUCCACCUGUAGUUGUGGUUACGGGUGCCAACAAGGGCAUUGGUUUCGAAGUGUGUAAGAAGCUCAUAGGGAACGGUGCCAGGGUGAUCAUGUCCGCUAGGGACGAGAAGAGGCUCAGGGAAGCGGCAGAUACUCUUAAGCCCUAUGGUGCUGUUCAGUUGGAUGUCUCUGAUGCUGCAUCCAUCGAGGGCGCAAAGGCACAAAUAUCUAAACUAACACCAUCAAUUGAUGCACUUGUCAACAACGCUGCCGUGCUAUUGGACGAGGACGAUUCGGAAGCCUCCUAUGAGCAGUCGCGUCGAACGAUCGAGGUUAAUCUCUACGGUUGUGUAAAAGUCACUGAAGCUUUUUGGCCAAUGAUGGCCGACAAAGGAAGAGUGGUGAACGUCAGUAGUGCACUCGGUAACCUGUCGCAGGUUUCCGAGCCCUUGCAGAAACGCUUAGCUUCUCCUGAAAGUACUGUUGAAGAUAUUUUUCGUAUUGCUGACGAUUAUCUCGAGGCCGCGAAAACAGGGCAUGUUGUGAAGGCAGGAUUUGCCAAGAACAUGUAUGGGACUUCUAAGCUCCUACUUAUCGCUUGGACUAAAGCUCUGGCUCGGGAGGCGUUAAUGGACCCGAGAAGAAUAGUCGUAACGACUUGCACGCCCGGUUACUGUGCUACCGACAUGACCAAGUAUAAGGGAGUUCUGUCAGCGGCGGAAGGCGCCGAGGUUAUCAGUUGGUUAGGGGCUGAAUGCGAAUACGAUGCUAGUAUGAGUGGCAAGAUGUACAGAGGCAAGCAGGAAGAAGAAAAUAACAAGUUCGUGUUCAAAGUCGAAAGCCGAUAA